AAUGGAGUACCAAAUUAAGCUUAGAAUAGAAGGAAACGGAAGUUGGAAACAGUAGGUUAACCAGGUUUUCAAAAUUGGAGCGACUUGUUCUGCAAAUGGGUUCCCGACAAACGAUCAUGGAAGGAUAAUUCAAGGGCAGAAUCUGAAUUUGUAAGUUCAUUAAAUGUGUUAGAACUUUGGCAAGUUCCUUAUCUCAAUCGACGAACCUCCGUUUAAGGGUUUUAGAAGAAUUCAAUGCAAAAUUCGACAUCUUUUGUAGUUCUUGGAGUGGCUUGGGAACUAUAAUCUGCAGUUAUCAAUGGACAUUGAUGUAUCUGGUUGGAUUCUGGAAUUCUUGCUUCGACAAACUUCGGUGGAUGAUCACACAUUAGAUGAACUAAUUCGUGUUCUUCCCCUUCCAGAUCAUAAUCUUAGUCUGAAGAAGAGUUUGCUCUUGAGAAAAAUCGAGUCCGAUAUAUUAAAAGGUACAGUCUCCGAACCAGUUCUUGAAUUACUUGAAACGAUUCAAGAAUUGGAUCAGAAAGAAGGGGUGGUGGAGGUUCCGGAAACCAUGAAAACAGCAUACUGUGCUGUGGCAGUCCAUUGCGCUUUGAGGUUAUUACGAGGCAAUAUCACUAAAAAGGAGAAGUAUUCUGAUGUUGUGAAGAUGAUUUGGAAGGAUAGAGCUCUGCAAAUGGAGAAGUUCUUUGACAUGCCAGUUGCUGCAUCAUCUGGGAUGGAGUGGAUUUCAGAAGAAUUGAAGAACUGGAUGUGCAAUAUGAAGGCUGGGGUUUGGGACCCAACAAGUGUUUGUAAAAAUGUCUCAGUGAUGAAGUAUAUCAAAUGUAAAGAUGUUGUGGAAAUGGUUCGAUUGUAUGUAGUCGAGGCUAAAGAAAAGAUGGGUCCUUCGUUUCUUGAGUUGGCGGCCGAGAAACUAAGUGGUGAUGUUAUAAAGGAAGUGACGGAUGGCGUUGGAAAGGUUCAAAACGAGCAACAAGAAGGCGAGAGAAACGAAUCCAGUUUGAUCAAGGGUCUUUUGAAGAGGAGACCGAAACGAGCGUGGGGUUUUGAAGAGGAGAAUGCUUUGUGGAUUGGUGUGAAGAAAUAUGGUAAAGGGAACUGGAAAUUGAUCUUAACUAUGUACCCUGAUAUAUUCGUGGGGAGAAGCGUGGUCGAUUUGAAGGAUAAAUGGCGGAAUAUGUCUCGUUAUGAAUCAUAUCUCGAAUCGAAGAAUGUUGGUUAGGGAUGCAGUUGUCUGAAAGAACCUCCUUAGGUUGCCUGCAAGUAUUUUCUAGGUAAUGUUGGUUUGAGUUUGGUUUUUUGCCAUAUAAGUGUUAUCUUCAAAGUACUCUGUGUAUAUUCUUUAACCAAUAUAAGCACCUUAUCUUAAAUAACACUCCC
Cynara cardunculus var. scolymus (artichoke) is the source of this 1380-nucleotide messenger RNA. RefSeq lists its product as uncharacterized. Bases 299 to 1222 code for a protein of 307 amino acids. The record is from RefSeq and is a predicted model, not a curated record. NCBI's taxonomy places the organism in Eukaryota, Viridiplantae, Streptophyta, Magnoliopsida, Asterales, Asteraceae. The transcript is spliced from 2 exons.